CACAACGAACUGUCCCCAGAGAUUGCGUACUAGGCGGGUUGUCGGUUUCCUCCCAAAGUCGCAGAUCGGCGAAAACGUCGGAAUUUCCCCAUGAUCUGAUCACUUUAACCGGAAUUUGGAAACAUUAGAGUUGACAUAAGAACGUAGAAGCCCUGAGGAUCGCCAUGGACAAGACGGAGCUGUGCGAAUGCCUUGUACAAUGGCUCCAGACAUUCAACCUGAAUGCUCCACACAAGACAGUAGAGGAUCUUGGUGAUGGAGUUGCAAUGAGUGAAGCACUGUGUCAGAUUGCCCCAGACUAUUUCAGUGAGUCAUGGUUCGGCAAAAUAAAACAGGAUGCAGGGGAAAACUGGAGACUCAGGAUGAGUAAUUUGAAGAAGGUCCUUACAGGAGUGCUGGACUAUUACAGUGAGGUCCUGGGACAGCAGAUAAAUGACUUCACCCUGCCUGAUGUCACCUCCAUCGCUGAGAACUAUGAUGUGGAGGAGAUGGGCCGGCUGCUGCAGCUCAUACUGGGCUGUGCUGUCAACUGUGAUCGCAAACAGGAGUACAUACAGAACAUCAUGGGGAUGGAAGAGGCAGUGCAGCAUGCAGUCAUGAAUGCCAUUCAGGAGCUGAUGAACAAAGAGGCACCUGCAUCACCUGGAGUCCUGCCUGAGGUGGAGAAACAGCUGAGGGACACCAUGGAAGAAUUGAAUGAGGUGCGUGCAGCUAAAGAGGAGAUAGCUCAGCGCUGUCAUGAGUUAGACAUGCAGGUGCAGCAGCUGAUGGAGGAAAACACCCUGAUGAAGGUGGAGAAGGACGAACUGUCCGACAAAGUCAACCAGGUGGAUGGCUACGAAGACACCAGCUUUAUAGAAACCAUUCUGAGCGACGCCAGCACCCCGGCAGGCAGACGGUACAUCCAGCUCACUCAUCAGGUGGAGCAACUGCAGGAGGAGACCUACAGGCUAGAGACAGGGCGAGAUGAGUACAGACUGAAGUGUGAAGAGAUGGAGAAAGAGAUCUUGGACCUAGCAGGGAAGAAUGAAGAGCUGAUGGCCCUAGCUGCAGAGACACAGCUGCUGAAGGAUGAGAUGGACAUACUCAGGCAAUCUGCUGAGAAAACGUCCAAGUAUGAGCAGACAAUAGAAACAUACAAGAAAAAAUUGGAGGACCUGGCUGACUUGAGGAGAACAGUGAAGAUCUUGGAGGAAAAGAACACCGGUUACAUGCAGCAAACAGUUGAACUAGAGGAGGAACUAAGAAAAGCGAACACACUGCGCUCCCAGCUGGACAUGUACAAGAAGCAGGUGCAGGAGUUACAUGGUAAGGUGUCAGAGGAGACCAAGAGGGCGGACAAGGCAGAGUUCGAGCUGAAAAGAUCAACAGAAAAACUGGACACUGUCCAGAAAGAGAAACAGAGAAUAGUCAAUGAACGGGACACACUAAAGGAGACGAAUGAGGAACUACACUGCAUGCAGCUUCAGCAAGGAUCUCUUGCAGGCAUUGGUAGUAAUGUGGAGUCCCCAGUUGGCUCCCCCAUCCCAGAAGUGGUACCACCCGAAAUUAAGGAGAAGCUGAUCCGCUUACAGCAUGAGAACAAGAUGCUGAAGCUGAAGGCAGAGGGUUCGGAUGACGAGAGACUCGCCGUUUCCCAGGCGAUGUUGGAUGAUGCCCAGGCCAGGACGAAUGAACUAGAGACAGAGAAUAGGUUGGCCAACCAGAGGAUUCUGGAACUCCAAGGUCAGCUGGAGGACAUGCAGACAGAACAGGAAGAGGUCGGGUCACCUGCUAAAGACCAGGAUGAGUUUUCGGUAGCCUUGAGGAAAAAGCUUGAGGAACACAUGGAAAAACUCAAGGACGCAGACUCACAGCUUCAGAAGAAAAAGGAGUACAUCGAUAACCUGGAACCUAAAGUCUCUUCUAGUGCGGAGAAGAUCCAGCAGCUCCAGGAGAUGCUGAAUAAGAAGGAUGACGACAUGAAGGCCAUGGAGGAGCGCUACAAGCGCUACCUGGAGAAGGCCAAGAGUGUGAUCCGAACGCUGGAUCCGAAGCAAAACCAGUCAUCAACACCAGAGGUGCAGGCACUGAAGAACCAGCUGACUGAGAAGGAGCGGCUUAUCGACCAUCUGGAGAGAGAUCAUGAGAAGGCCAAGCUGACGAGAGAACAGGAAGAAAAACUUAUCGUAUCUGCUUGGUACAAUAUGGGUGCCCAGCUCCAUAGGAAAGCAGUGGAGGGCAGACUGGCCAAUGGUGGGCCGAUGCAGGGGGGACAGUCCUUCCUCGCCAGGCAACGACAGGCCACGUCACGCCGGACAACGGUCUCCACGACGCAUCCCGGUCAUGCUAGGUCUGUUAACUUUGUCAACUGAGCCGGGCACAUGUGCAGCACUGUCGAAUGGGUUUUAUUGUUCAUCAGACAUGAUUGUUAACUAGUUUAGCACUAUAUAUAAACAUUGUGGGCAUAAGUAUCAUAUAUUUAAUGGUUUAAUUAAGACACAUUCUAAGAAUGCUAACCGUAUGAUAAGAACAAAACUAAAGAACAAAACAAGAUUGGCAAGGAGCAUGUGGAAAAUGAAACCUAUUGCUAUAAAUUUUAUAAAAAAACUGUGCUUUUUAGUGCUAAACUUUAGUCAAAACUUUAGUCAAUGUUUUUGCAUAUGAAGGAAACACUCAAAUAGUUUUAAAGCAGUCAAAACUAGACCUCAUAGACUUGGAAAAUGGGAAAGUCUAAGUCAAAUCCAUUUUUUAUUUGAUUUAUUACCUAUUAUUAUUUACUACCUGUAAAUACUAAUGCAGAAGGUCAAGACUGCUAUUUCAAACAUUAGUUGCCAGACAAAAGAGUGACAAAGAUUGGCAAGCAGCACUUAUCACUUUCGCACACCAAGGUGGACACAUUAAGAUCAACUAAAACACUGUAUCAUGAAAACCCAUGGUCAAAAUAACAAAAGAGGACACUGUCUUUUCCUGCAACUUGUCAAGGCUGUGGUAAGUAUGUAUUUUUAGAUGGAUAGUAUUUUUAUAGAGGGCUGGUUUCAGCAGUAUAAAACUGCUACUUUGAACUACUAGUCACAGGAGUUGCCUAGAACUAAGGUCUGGUAUGAAUAUGGAUGUGACAAAAGCACAUGGCAGUGUACAUGUAAGGAAAAAUCUAGGGCAAAGUUGUUAUUUACAGUCUUAAUAUUCACAUACAUAUACAUGUAAACUGUAUACCAUUGUUCUACAACUGUAUAUGACUAGGAAAGUCAAGUGAUUAAGAACGUCAUGAGACUAUUUAAAUGUACACCAGUUUGGAUGCAGUUUAAUCUCUGAGACUGUCUCUGUCACAAUGUAUCACUUUCAGAUCAAUUGCAUAAUGAUUGUCUAUGUAUCAAGAUUUACAAAAUGUGCAAAUUCUGGCAAGAAAACUGUUCCUCUCAUUGAAUCUUCUUUCAACAUGGCUGUCAGAUAUCAGAUUAACUUCACUCAUGCUUUGCCGCCACACAUGAUUAGCUUAGUACUACCAUAUUUCUGCUUUCAAUCUUUUCCUGGCAUUAUUGUCUGAUUAUUCUUUUGCGCCAGCUGACUAACUGAACUGAACUGCUUCAUAACUAACAUCCUGUAUUUCUGCUGUUUUUGUUUACAGCGGUGAUGUGUUACCAUAGCAACCGUUUCCUUAGCGAUGCAUGUUGCAUGGUGGUGUUGGCUGGUGCUGGGUGGUGGAUAUCUGCACGUUGUACAUCUGCUCCAUAGCUACAUUUUAUAGGCAGUUUUACCUCAUUGUCCUUUUGUUGUCUCAUUUUUGUAAGUAAGAAAUGGAGCAAUUUUGUGUUUUGCAUGUUGUAGUGCAACAAAUCUGUUUUGUCUAAUGCUGUAAUUUUCAAUGGGAGUGAUGUGCACAUCAAGUUUGAUCAACACUGGUUGUGCUUUUGGAUGUUUUUGUAAAGAUACAGCAAAAUGGAACAAGUUUGAAAAACAGAGACCAACCCAUGAAGAGUACUGUAUCUAUCUGAAAUCAUCUCAAUUGGCAUGAAAUAUUUCAUUUAAUAGUGUUAGAUUGUAAGCUUAUGUUUAUGGGGCAGGCAAGGAUAGGUUGUAGGGGGUGUGCAGUUGGAAAAAAGUUGCAGGAGGUUGCACAAUGGCCCUCUCUGGAAGUAAAUUGUUGCAGGAAUUAAUAACUUGAAAAAUAACAUCCCUUGCAGUUCUUCACCUUGCCCUGUCCUUAUCCAGUGCAACCGUGGUAACUCCAUUGUGUAAAAUCAAACAUAUACAUUUACCUUGGAACAGUUUUUAGAAAAAAUCUCAGAAAAGAUUGCUUGUAAUCCCAGCCAAGCAUACACUGUAUGUACAUAUACACUAAUGUGAUUAUGUCAAAGGCCCAUGUCAUAUCCCUCGCUCACAUGAUUGCUAUGUAAAUAAUUGUAGAAUCUCUUUGGUUGGUUGUUUUGUAUUGAGUGUUUGUCUCAGUAGUCCUGCAGUUCCCAAGUGCAGUGCUAGAUGGGGCUGCCAGAAGUGGUACCCACAUGAAGACUAUAUGGAAAGCAAAUGAAACUGGUGCAUGUUUUCAACCUUCCCAUUCCAAUAGAAAUGUGAUUUGUCAUCAUAUCAAUACAUUAGCUCUAUGA
Messenger RNA from Branchiostoma floridae (Florida lancelet), 4586 nucleotides. Its product is annotated as protein Hook homolog. The record is from RefSeq and is a predicted model, not a curated record. The transcript is spliced from 26 exons. Gene Ontology annotation, cellular component: centrosome; cytoplasm. Gene Ontology annotation, molecular function: dynein light intermediate chain binding; microtubule binding. Gene Ontology annotation, biological process: cytoskeleton-dependent intracellular transport; cytoplasmic microtubule organization. The coding region runs from base 165 to 2354 and encodes 729 amino acids. NCBI's taxonomy places the organism in Eukaryota, Metazoa, Chordata, Leptocardii, Amphioxiformes, Branchiostomatidae.